AUGUGGCAGUUUGCUAACGAGGUGACGCCCUGCCCGGGCAGCACAUUGUCAGGGGGAAGAGGAAGCCGAGACAGGCCGAGGGAGAGGUUUCCCAUCUUUUCUGUCCUACCAGCCAUGGAUAGGAAGCAGAAGCAAGCAGAGAAGGCCAGGCCCCCGGGCUUGCUGAAGCCGACGGCUUUAGGCAAGAUCCCUGGCAGAUUCCAGCUCCAUCAGGAGGCGCUGCCCCACCUGCCGGUGCCGCCGCUGCAGCAGACACUGGACCGGUACCUGCUGGCCCUGCAGCCCAUCAUCAGCCCGGAGGAGCUGAACCACACGCAGGAGCUGGUGGCCGAGUUCCGCAAGCCGGGAGGCGUCGGGGAGAGGCUGCAGAAAGGCCUGGAGAUGAGAGCCAAGAAAACAGAGAACUGGCUCUCAGACUGGUGGCUGAAGACAGCUUACCUGGAGUAUCGCCUGCCAGUUGUGGUCCACUCCAGCCCAGGUGUGGUUUUGCCCAAGCAGGAUUUUCUGGAUCGACAAGGUCAGCUCAGGUUUGCUGCCAAGCUGAUCGAGGGCAUCCUGGAUUUCAAGACCAUGAUUGACAAUGAGACCCUCCCAGUGGAGUACCUGGGUGGGAAGCCCCUCUGCAUGAACCAGUACUACCAGAUCCUCUCCUCCUGCCGCAUUCCUGGCCCCAAGAGGGACUCCAUUGUCAACUAUGCCCAAGGCAAGAAGCAGUCCAGGCACAUCACAGUGGUUCACAACUUCCAGUUCUUUGAGCUGGACGUUUACAACAGUGAUGGGACUCCCCUCACCACUGACCAGCUCUUCAUUCAGCUGGAGAAGAUAUGGAACACCUCCCUCCAAACAAACAAAGAACCUAUUGGGAUCCUCACCACCAACCACAGAAACAGCUGGGCAAAAGCCUACAACAACCUUCUGAAAGAUAAGACCAACAAAGAGUCGGUGCGUACGAUUGAGAAGAGCAUUUGCACAGUCUGCCUGGAUGCCCCCAUGCCCCGGGUGUCUGAGGACAUCUACAGGAGCCGGGUGGCUGCUCAGAUGCUGCACGGAGGUGGCAGCCGCUGGAACAGCGGGAACCGGUGGUUCGACAAAACCCUUCAGUUCAUCAUUGCUGAAGAUGGCUCCUGUGGUCUUGUGUAUGAGCAUGCUCCUGCAGAGGGCCCACCCAUUGUUGCUCUUCUGGAUCACAUUGUGGAGUACACGAAGAAGCCUGAGCUGGUGAGAUCACCCAUGUUUCCUUUGCCAAUGCCCAAAAAACUGCGGUUUAACAUCACCCCAGAAAUCAAGAAUGACAUAGAGAAGGCAAAGCAGAACCUCAACAUAAUGGUUGAAGACCUGGAUGUCAAAGUCAGUGUCUUUCAUCAAUUUGGGAAAAACUUCCCCAAGUCAGAGAAGAUAAGUCCUGAUGCCUUCAUCCAGCUGGCCUUGCAGCUGGCAUAUUACAGGAUGUACGGCCACGCCUGCGCCACGUACGAGAGCGCGUCGCUCCGGAUGUUCCGCCUGGGCCGCACAGACACCAUCCGCUCCACCUCCAUGGACUCCCUGAAGUUUGUGCAGUCCAUGGACAGCCCUGACAAAUCGGACCAGGAGAAAGCAGACUUGCUGAGGAGAGCUACCCAGGCCCACAGGGAAUACACUGAUAUGGCAAUAAGGGGCAAUGCAAUAGACCGUCAUCUCUUGGGCUUGAAGCUUCAGGCUAUUGAGGACCUAGUGAGCAUGCCUGAGCUCUUCAUGGACACAGCCUAUGCUGUGGCAACGCACUUCAACCUCUCAACCAGUCAGGUCCCAGCAAAGACAGACUGUGUGAUGUGUUUUGGUCCCGUGGUUCCAGAUGGCUAUGGAAUUUGUUACAACCCCAUGGAUGAACACAUCAACUUUGCAAUUUCAGCAUUCAACAGCUGCGCCGACACCAACGCAGCCCGCAUGGCGCAUUAUCUUGAGAAAGCACUGCUGGACAUGAGGACCUUGCUGGAGUCCACUCCCAAAUCCAAGCUGUGA
Messenger RNA from Chaetura pelagica (chimney swift), 1998 nucleotides. RefSeq names its product carnitine O-acetyltransferase (gene CRAT). The record is from RefSeq and is a predicted model, not a curated record. The coding region runs from base 1 to 1998 and encodes 665 amino acids. NCBI's taxonomy places the organism in Eukaryota, Metazoa, Chordata, Aves, Apodiformes, Apodidae. Gene Ontology annotation, molecular function: carnitine O-acetyltransferase activity. Gene Ontology annotation, biological process: carnitine metabolic process, CoA-linked. The transcript has 14 exons. Gene Ontology annotation, cellular component: peroxisome.